This is a messenger RNA of Clupea harengus (Atlantic herring), 3218 nucleotides long. RefSeq names its product microtubule-associated protein, RP/EB family, member 3a (gene mapre3a). The record is from RefSeq and is a predicted model, not a curated record. Gene Ontology annotation, molecular function: microtubule binding. NCBI's taxonomy places the organism in Eukaryota, Metazoa, Chordata, Actinopteri, Clupeiformes, Clupeidae.
UGAGACAUCGCCACGGCUUUAUUGCACGCGCACGGGGUGGCCGUCUCCCAUCAGUGGAGUAUCUGCGAGCUGGGAGCUGACAGAAGGGAUACCGCCAGCGAUAGAACGGAACGGACGGGCGCACUCUAAACACUGUCAGUCAUGGCUGUGAACGUGCACUCCACCUCUGUGACCAACGAGAACCUGAGCCGACAUGACAUGCUGGCGUGGGUCAACGACUCCCUGCAGCUCAUCUACACCAAGAUCGAGCAGCUCUGUUCAGGGGCGGCCUACUGCCAGUUCAUGGACAUGCUUUUCCCUGGUUGCAUCUUGUUGAAGAAAGUGAAGUUCCAAGCGAAGCUGGAACACGAGUACAUACACAACUUCAAAGUGCUCCAGGCUGCCUUCAAAAGGAUGAAUGUCGACAAAAUCAUUCCCGUGGAGAAGCUGGUGAAAGGAAAAUUCCAGGACAACUUUGAGUUCGUUCAGUGGUUUAAGAAAUUCUUUGAGGCCAACUACGACGGCAAGGAAUACGACCCGCAGCAGGCAAGGCAGGGCCAAGAUGCGGCCCCUCAACCCAACCCAGGUGAACACUUUUCCCACAAACCCAAGAAAAGUUGUGGCCACCCAGGACCACAGAGAACAUCACCGACAGUCCCCAAAAACAUGCCCACGCCACAAAGAUUGAUGAACACCACGAUCAGGAAGAACCCACCCCUUUCACGGAACGGUGGCAGCGACGCAGAGCUCAUGGAACUCAAUCAACAGUUAAUGGAGUUGAAACUGACUGUGGAUGGACUUGAAAAGGAAAGAGACUUCUACUUCAGUAAACUGAGGGACAUUGAGCUAAUCUGCCAAGAGAGUGAGAGUGACAGUCCCAUCCUCGCCCGGAUAAUAAACAUCCUGUAUGCCACAGAGGACGGCUUUGCGCCUCCAGAGGAUGAUGAACUUGACGAACAGGCCCAGCUGGACCAGGAUGAAUACUGAUCCUGUCCCUCCAUCACCUCUCAUCCUGUCGGUCCCUCUUUUACUCCUCUUUAACCCCCCCCACCCCCACCCCCUGCACGCGCCCUUGAUCUUCUGUGUUCCCCUUGUAUCAGUCAUACUGUCUGCCUGUCUGUCUGCUUGUCUGUCUGUCUGUCUGUCUGUCUGCCACCCCACCUUGCCACAUGGACUAACAUCAGACCCCCACAGGCACACAGACCGUAGCAAACAGCAGUUAACAUAUCUUAGACGCCUCAGCAUGAUCCACUGCAAUGUCAUACAAAUUAACAGAAAAAUCCAGGCCAUGUUGCGGGGGUGGGGGGUGGGCGAGUAGCACAAAGGGCAACCCUUUUGUAAAUAGUCUGAGAGUGGGUGAUACAGCAGAAUGGCUACACUCCGGAAGGCCUCCUUUUUUCUGUUGCUUUUCUUUUUCCUAUUGGCUCCACACGGACCGAACACAAACCGACGGCUCUUCCAGCUUGAAGUCAUCCUCAUUCCAUGCUCUCAUGUCCUCAGUCCAGAAAAGCACUCUCACUGACUCCCACAGGCAAGAAGAAGCACCUGGGAUGUUGGCUUUCCUUUUCCAGUUAGGUAGUUUUUUUUUCAUAAAAUUCAAUUGACUAAAAAAAGUUUGAUAUUGAAAACUGACUGAGGUGAAAACUGAGUAAACAAAACAAAUAAAAGAACAACAAUCGCAAAAGAAUGUUUAAGAGAGCGGUUUCUGAGAGAGUCUCUUGGAUGGAAGGCAACUGACUAUCUUUUUACACAUACUGUAACUGCUAUGGCUGAGCAUGUGAAUGUGAUUCAUUGACAAUGAAUGAGUGACGUAUUUGUACAAAUAAUUUUGUUUUCAAUCAAAGCGUCUCGUUUUUUUCCCCACUGCCUUUGCAACUGGUGUGGAGUUCAGCAGUUGACGUGUAAACCUGAUAUUAUUACUGUGUUUAUCCAGCAUGGGGGUGCUAGAGUUUUCAUUGUUACUGUGAAUUUACGUUUUCUUUUGGUGAAAGACAUGUGUAGAUGAUAAAUUGGUCCGAUUUCUUGUUAUCAUGUUUUGCUGCUAAUUUUGCUCAAUGUUUUACUUGUUUUUAUAUUUAUUAAAUUGCACACGAGAAAUGCUUUUUUCUAGUCCCACAGGCAGUUUAAUAACAUAGGCAGGAUGUAUAAUAGGACAUCACUGACCACAUUGGGAGAAAGGUGUAUCCAGCACAUUGUCAGUUUCUUUUUGAAGCCAAGAGCUUAGGCUGGGCUACUGGUAUAUUGACAUCCUUAAAUCCUGAGAAAAUACACUACUUUUCAUUUACCAGGAGCACGUUACAACAGGGUACAACAUUCUAGAUACAAUCCCCAUGAUUUAAUUGUAUAAUCAAAUGUGCAAUCCUUUUCUGAAACAUCUCUUCAGUGCCACUGACUGACGUCCACAAAGUAUUUUCCUGCAGGUGGUGACCUUGUGAGAAGAAUAUAUUGUGGGCAUUUUUUACUGCAUAAAAGUUUAUCGUGGAACUCAUGGGGUUUGUAUCAAGCUCAAUAUCUUUUCCCGCUUAAGUUCCUAGGUUGUAAUUCAAAAGCUGGUUACAAAUCCUCUGUCCCACCUGACAAAGACAGCACAUUAGGAAAGACAAGUCCACUGGGUAUUAUAGUGGUUUGCCUGUACCCUGAUUGGCACACCUCUGCUAGACCUAGCAUCAGACCUGUUCUACAUGGACAGGGCCCAGGGUCUUUGGGCACCAUACAUUGCGCAAGGAUCUCACGAAAAGCUAAAGCUAAGGCUUUUCACAAAAGGCAUUGAAUAAUAAUAAUAAUGAUAAUAAUAAUAAACAUGGCCACAGCCUUUGAUUCUCCGCGAUGGCUUUUCAUUAUUUUUGACUUGCCAAGUUUGCUUGUGUAGUGGAGCCACAUUUUCAUUGGUCGUAGUCAUGGCGAUCAUCUCUUUAAAAAAACAAACAAAAAAAAAAACAUUGGAUCGCUGCAGUUCAGCACACCACCAUUGAUACAUGCAGUGCAGCCAGUAGCACUAUAAAGCUCACACUCAUUCCAAUUCUCAACUGGUAGCAUUGGGAAGCACUCUCCCUCAUUUAAUUCAGUAGCCAAUAGAAUAGGGGAACUCAUUCUCAUUCAGAUCUGCAACCAAUAGUAUCGGAAACUCAUUACCAUUCUCACAGUGACUUGACAAAUAACAGAUGGCCACAUCAGUGUUUGCAUAACUUGCAUCUGUUUGAGUUUUAUUGAGUAAAUAAACUGUUGUGAAAAUGUCAAAA